UCGAGAAAUAGCGAAUAAUGGGUGAAAAACGGAAAAAUAAGGGAUAUUUUAUUUAGUUUAUUUUAUGUUAGGAAAUGAUCUGUCGACAAAAUGACCUAGUCUAUGAAACGACGGUCUGUAGAUGAAGUGAUUGCCGAUGAAAUGAACCUUACCCCCAAACUCCAAUCCCUCUGACCAUUUACUGUAUUUUUCUGCUAGCUACCAGAUCGUCGGGUUACCAAAGCAUGGGAGCCAUCCCCUUUGCAGAGGAUCAAACUUGCGAUGGCAAAUCUUCGGAUCAUCCUUAGGGAUGUUUGACAGGCUGUCGCCAAUAGCUCAUUGUGCAGCUCUAGUACGACGUAAAUAAAGUACCUACCUAUCUGCUAGCUAUCAAGCCUUAAUCAUAAGUUUCAUUAAUAGAAGCACAAAGCUAUAAGCUAACGCAACGAGUUCGUUGCACUUUUCUAUAAUCCACAUUCUAACCAACAGUCUAUAUUUGCGAAACAGUUGUGUAAUAAGAUGGAUCAGAAACAUCAGUUCAUCGAGCACAAGAUCAAAACUCUAAAUUUAGCCUCUUCUGCUGCAAGUUCUAUGGCCUAUGACAGUAUUGUUUCAGUUAGUAAUUCAGCAGAGUAUUAUUACUCACUGCUUAGUUCUGCUCCAAGAGACAAAGAAGUUCAAAAACAAUUGCAGCAGCAAAGAUUGAAAUUUGUACUGGAUGAAUUACAAAGAGAAAGAGAAGAUUCUUCAUUUUCCAGAAACUGCUUAUUUUGCUCUAAACAUUUUACAGGAAACAAGACUGUUAUUCUUGACCAUCUCAGGGAUCAGCAUAAUUUUGUUAUUGGAGCUCCAGAUAAUAUUGUGUUCAUAAAAGAGUACUUGGACCACUUAGAGACAUUAUUAAAAAGUUUGCAAUGCUUUUACUGUGAAAAAGUCUUUAAGGAUCUUAUGACCUUGAAGGAGCAUAUGAGAAAGAAACAACACAAGAGAGUCAAUCCCCAAAAUCAGUUUUAUGACAAAUUUUAUGUUAUUAACUAUUUGGAACUGGGAAAAACGUGGGUUGACAUACAAGAAGAAGACGAUAGAUUUUAUCAAGAUGGAAAUGAAAAAGAGAUUAUGGAUUGGGAAGAUGACAGAAAUUUAAUUACUUGCCUUUUCUGUGAGAAUAAGUUGGAAGAUUUUGAUGAAACUCUGCAACACAUGAAAGAUGAACACAGAUUUGAUUUUAGAUUUCUCAAGCAAGCCUAUCAAUUAGAUUUCUAUAAACAAAUUAAAUUAAUCAACUACAUUCGCAAAAAGGUGUAUGAAAAGGAAUGUACAUUUUGUGAUUCAAAGUUUAUUGUGCCUGAAGAUUUGUUAGAGCACAUGAUGGAAACAGGACACAUAGCGAAUUUUCCUAAUCCAUCAAAUUGGGAUCAGCCAAUGUACUUUUUCCCAACUUUUGAAAAUGAUAAUUUGCUCUGUGCUCUCGAUGCUGACGAUGUAGAUAGUCCAGAUUGUAUUGUAGUCCCUGAAGAUACAACUGUUCCAAACAAUAAUGUACUUGCCGAAUGAAAGAACUAUAAGAAAUUGAAGAACUUUAUUUGAAUGGAUGAAAGAACAUUGAAGGUGUCCUUCGUCAAGUUCUUUCACUGAGGAAAAUAAAAAAAUUCUCAGCUUGAA
Messenger RNA from Parasteatoda tepidariorum (common house spider), 1641 nucleotides. Lineage: Eukaryota; Metazoa; Arthropoda; Arachnida; Araneae; Theridiidae. The record is from RefSeq and is a predicted model, not a curated record.